ACAGGAGGAACAGGAGGAACGGUACCUGUGCGAAGAAUGAAAAAAAAAUCGUCAAUCGACAAGGUGAAUGUUAUACGUACAUCUAUUAUUUUUUUUAUACCGCAUAGGAAAGUGGGCGUUGAUCGUAUAGUCCUUGGCUAAGACAAAGGAAUAAAAUUAUACGGGAGAUCGGAAAGCGCGGUACAAAUCACUGUGAAUAAAAAAAAAAUUAAUGCCUGAUUUUUGGAGAAUAAGAAAAAAAAGUGAAAGCCCAAAUUUCAAUAUCCCUUCAAUGAUAUCCAGACGCGAUAGAUAGAUAAUGAUAUUUAUUUUUUUAACCAGUGCAGAGUGUGAGGUGUAACCGAUUUUUCUGAAUUUAAUUUUUAAUUGAAGUUUUCUCUGAAUCAAAAUCACUCACUAAAAAAUGAUCCAUGUCUGCGUUCAGGUUCACUUCUCGUCAGUUGUUCUCGGCGCGCGUUCCGCGGCUCUGCUUAUAUACUGGUAGCUCUGCCAUUCGGUCACACCCAUCAUGUAGCGUCCACCUCUUCGCCACCUCUUCUUCAGCAAUUCACGGCGUAGGAUUUCAAAACACCAUCGAUUCACGGCGGCACCAACGGAGAUUUUUCUCCUCUCAAUUUUUAACACCGCAUGAAAAUAUUUGCCGAGAUUUUGUAAAUCCAGCGGCUAGAAGGGACUGCGGAAUCCCUUGAAGUUCGAACAACGAACGGGGUUCGAAGCUGAAAUCGAAUUCCUUUUUUUUUUUUGGUUUUCGUAAUUUUCACAGGGUGGGAAUUCGCGGUGCGGAAGAUAUCCCGGAUUAUUGAACGAUCGAACGAUCCGAGAACUUGUAAUGUGCGCACGCGAAUUCGGGACUUUCAUUUUCUCUCUUUGAAAACAGGCGGUACAUUGCAAUUGAAGUAGCCGAAACUUUGGUGGCUUUAUGUCCCGCGUGAGAUUUGAAUAUUUAAUCACAUAAGAUCGGAGGUAGGUGGCAACGAGUCCGCGGUUCCUGCCUCAAGUUAAAUUACAUAAGUUGAAACACGACCGAAUUUCUAUGGCGUGUAAUACAUGGCAUGACGUAUAACACGGUAUAGUACACAGAACAUUUACAUUCUUAGCAAGGCCGCGCUGCACUCUUGAGAAAAAUCCAACGACUCGAGGCGUUCUGAUUUACUAAUAACGUUAUUUCCCGUUACGGAUGGAUUGUGCAAAACAUUUGGCAAACAGAAUUUUUUCAGACAUCGUAAAUUGGAUUCUUUUUACCCUUUUUUCUACUUUUUGCAUACUAGCUCGAUUUAUCCUGGAAAUUACUUCGCGGUGACUUUGCAGGAGAUUUCGGCCUUGAAGACAAUCCAUUGAAAGCGAAAUCGCUCCCGAUUCGGUCACUGCCAUCCGCAUGACAUUGGUAACGUCCCAGUUUUUAUAACAUAGCGUCGUUUUUAUUUAUUCAUUUUUUUUUUUUUUUUUGUUCGUUACCCGCAUCGUUAGAGAUACUCUGAUGAAUACAUGAGGCCCGCGACUAAUUGAUUUUAUGUUCGUUUUCGGAGGGAAAUAGAAAUACUUUGAUUUUUCGUGAAGUAUGGAUUUAUUGAGUAAAUAACAAGACCCUUCUACCCAUGAAAAAUGGAAUUCGGGGAAAUUAGGUCCAUUUUGUUUGUACAGUUUUCGAACAAUAUUUAUCAUUCAUUUUUCAUUACGUAUAUGUUUGCCUCACUUCCUCUAUUUUUUCUUCUUCUUUUCCUUCUGUUUUUCGUUACUCAGAAAUCUAGAUGUGCGUAUUUCAAAGACGUGCAUUAUAACAGAAAGAAAAAGUAAAAAAAUCAAAUCCAAAAACCUAGUUUUAUUACAACAGUUCAGUAUAAGCUAUUUAAGGUAUUACUGAUCCGAGGUAAAAGAUUUGAGAUCUUUUGAAGAUCGCUUUUUGAAUUUAAAGUAAAACUUACAGUCAUCGCGAAAAACAGGUGCGUAUCGUUCGUCCAAAACUUGGGUUCGAAAUUUCGUACAAUCACUUUGAAUAAUUGAACACAUGUCCGCCUGGUUUACACCGAGAAUAGAAUGAGAAACAUAAAAAUGAAGAACAUGCCAGAUUGAGUAUCGAAUGAUUUAAAAAAGACUCAUUGGAUUAACGAGUUUAAUUUAAUGGUUUUAGAUCAGCAGAUGAGAUCAUCAUUUCGUAUCUCAAUGAUAUUCACUCUUCCGUAUAAUAAGUCUUUUGGAUUGUCGCAAUAAAGUUCCGUCAUUGAAUCGUGUGAUCUGUAGAAUCUCGUGCCCUCGAGAUACCUCAAUUCUUCCUAAGUUUUUCUGACCUUGUAUCUUGUUGCAGGUAAAAUCUGCAUUUCAAACAUCGACCUGCUAACGAUUCAUAAAAUAAGUCGACGCGAGAAUCAGGAUGACAACGUCAAAAUAUCGUAUAACGUAAGUUAUUAAUAUGCUUACAGCCCGUCACUUUUGAAUGUUCGGCUGUCUGCAGUAAGGCGCCUGCUAGGAUUCAAGAUCAUGUACAGUGUUUCGAAUAUUCGCAAUAAGAAUAAAUAAAAGGAAACAUUCGGUCUUCGAAAUUCAACAUUUUUUUCGGCCUUUCGGAAAAUUGAUAACAUUACAGUAGGUAGGUGGAAUUAAUUGUGUGUGCGAAGGAAAUAAAAAAAGAAAAAAAAAACCGUUGAAGAAAUAAUCGUGAAAGUUUUGCGUCAAUCGAUUUAGUUCGGCUGAAGUAUUGUAGGAAUAAGGUGAUAUUUGGGGGAACAUUCCAGCGUUGAAAACCAAGGCGUAAAGAUCAGUUUUCGGUGAUGGGUGUGCUCCAGCCGAGUACGUUCCGGAUUAGCAUGUGGCCGAUUUUGGCAAUGAUUCGAAUAACUCCGUUGACAAAUUUAAAGGCGAAUCCCGUGCGGAGAAUUUUAAACGCACUGAUGCUGAGCUUUUUUACUUUGUGUACCUAUGUCUGCCGCGCCUCGGUACAGACGAUCUUGUCGGACUAUAUUCCAGUUUUUUGGAUUGAUCGUAUGACUGUUAUGUCGUUGUUAUCGAUCUGGACAUGGGAGUUGAAAGGCGCUAAUUUCAUAGAAAAAAUGAUACUCGAAGUUACGGAAAUUGACGAAGAGUUGAAACGAUACGGCGUAAAAUUGACGUAUCGAAAAUUUAUGUUCGGACAGUUGACGACGAUUUUGACGUGCUUGAUUUUAUUCUUCUUCAUAAGGAAUGUCAAGUUCAUAAUCUGGUUAUUUGCGGACCUGAGUGUUUCACCGGUACUCAACUGGGGUGAAAUUAUUUCCUUCUUACGUAGCCUGCAGCAUAUGUUCAUCCUGAUGAAUAUCCUGGUCGUAACGUCCAUGUUGGAAGCAUUGUUCGACAGAUUUAAAUUUGCCAAUGAAAUUUUUGAAGACAUUGAGAAAUCUGACAAGAAAAACGAGGAAUACAUAUUCAUCACAACUCGUAGCAGUUUUCGGGUUGCAAAUAAUUUGGGGAAUCGAACAAAACACUUGUCGAGCCGCAUUCUGAUGGAUAAGGUUGACGGAGUUUGCAGAAUUCAUCGGAGAUUGACGAAAAUCACCAACGAUUUGAACAAAACAUUUUCCCUGAUCUUAUUGGGAACUGUCAUCAUUGAUUUGUUUCAAUUGAUGCUGGAUCGUGCAAAGUUCUCCUCGAUCACAACUUCUCGAGAUAAAAAUUAUGUCGAUUUAACUUCGACAAUGAUGGGGGCCAUUUUCACAGCUUCCAAACUUUGGUACAUCAUUAGGCAAUGUUCAAAAGUUUGCGAAGAGGCGAAUAAAAUAGGCUCGUCAUUGUUUAAAGUUCCGACUCACGAUCCUGUGGUGCUUGAACAGUUUCACCGACGUUCCAUUUACUUUAUGCAAACACGAUUGAGACUCACUGCUUGCGGAAUUUUUACCAUGGAUCGCGCAUUGGCUAGUACGAUUCUUUACAACUCCAUCCAAUUCGCGAUAGUCUUGAUCCAGUUUAACGAUGCCGAAAAUGCAGCUUAAAAGCGUCUCCGUUAUAUCACGUUCCAAUACUCUCAACGAAGUCCAGCAACUGUACAGAGUGAAUUCGAUCAAAUAAAUGUUUCUGAAUCAAUAAAUUGAUUGAACAUUCUUGAAUCCUGACCAGGAUUAAGUAUUAUCGCAUUCGGGGCCACUUCAAUGCGUGACAAACGAAAAACCACGCAAAAAAGUAGAACAUUUAAUUUUCAUUUUGGAAAUUCUUAAUAAAAAUUUUCCAAAUGCAUACAGGAUUGUUCGUUCUGUUCCAGAUGAUUUGACGAUAUAUCGCUACAUAAAUGCCGCGGUGUUUCCGAACAUACUCAUUAGUUCAUUUCACCAUAUUUGUUUAAUGUCCAUCGAUCAAUUUCUCGACUCGUACGCAGUCGCUGGAACAAAUAAUAUUUGCGGAGUCGAUCGGAAAAUGGAAACCAGUGCCUGAAAAGCUUAGGGAUGACGGAGUGAAAGGUCAAUCGUAGCUGUCGAGUCGCCAUGAGUCUUUUUAAACCGAAAACAGUUCGCGAAUCUUUUUGGCCAAUUUCAGUGCUGUGUUGCUUUUUCGGAGGAUUUCCUCUGACGGUGAAACGUCGAUGGAGAAUUCUAGUACAAACGAUAAUCGUGAUCGCUGAUUUAUAUUUAUUUUUCUUCGAGUCAGCGAACGAGACAAUACCUGUAACAGGAAUUUUUGAAAAGAUAUUCUUUACCACCGCAACGAUUAUUUGGUACGAACGAAUGAUAAUGCGUUCAGGCUCUGUCUUCUUAUGGGAAUUCAAAGGAGCUCGACUAAGGGAAAAGAUGAUCAUUGAAUUGACCAAACUGGACGAAGAGUUGAAAAAUUUUGGUGUAGAAGCUGAUCAUUCAAAAUUUGUACGGCGACAGUUGAUUUCCGUUGUCGGUUUUACGAUGUUGUCUCUUAGUGUUGUGAUUACCUAUGGAAUUGCUUAUGACGAGAAAGGUCAAUGGUUGGAAAUUCGAGAUUCCGCCGAAGAAAGUUCGAAACACGUUCCAAUUGUUAAUUUGCCGAUUAUUAUGGUGCUGCAACAGUUUCAAUUACUAUCUUCCGAUCUCGUGUACCUAAAUUUACUUCACGCGCUUCGUAUGAGAUUUGAGAAUAUAAAUGAAGUAUUGCGGCGAAUUUCAAAUCCGGAAUACAAGACGCGAAGAAACGUUCGCACUACUUACCGGGGUGCUCGUAAAAUCGGAGUACAAGAGGAUGUUCAAUAUCAACGAGCGAAAACUCGACGAGAUGUUAGUUGAGACGAUCGAUUCAUGAAUUAUACUCGUAAAUUUUUCAACCGAAAUGAGCAAUCCUCAUACGUACAUAUUUUUUGCAGAAUUUGUCAGCGCACUUUUUAUUUGAAAAAAUUGAUCGAGUUUGCCGAAUUCACAAACGACUGAUGACAGCGGCUGAAGAAUUCAACUUCAUAUUUUCGUUGCAUUUAUGCAUGUCGCUGCCAAUAAUUGCCUCGUUUUUCUUGCUCCACUCCUUCCAAAUUCUCAAGUUAUUGCAGGGCCAAUGUUUCAGAUGCUUGGUGUUUUCGGUUUUGGGGCCAAUCCAAAACACCGUGACCUUUCUGUUUAUCAUCUUAUCAUGCUGCAACACAUGCAACGAAGCAAACAAACUAGGCACUUUACUGUAUCGUAUACCGAUCUUCGACGCUGUACACCACAGUCAGUUGCAGGAACAAUCUGUGCAUAAUUUACUGCGAAAAUUGCGUAUCACUGUCGGCAAUAUGUUGACCGUCGAUCAAUCCUUGGUAAUUUUGCUAUUCAGCACCGUUGCGAAAUACGUUGCAGUUAUGUUGCAGUUACCUCAAACAACUGGAAAAUAGUUUGCACCCGGCGAUCGUUUUAUCGCGAUAUUUUUUAUUUUUCUCUCACCCCGUUCACGCGAGAUUGAUGUGCCCAUGAUUACGAUAUUGAACAAAGUCUUGCAAUCGAUAUCGGCACGAACCGUCGCACCAAAUUAACGUUAACAAUCAUCGGCCGAACCAUUAGCGUACAUCAGCAUUUGUCAAUCAAAAAGGGGUGUUCCAUGGGCCGCACAGGUACCCGUUAAAAGGCCGCUAUCGCUUCAGUCGACGAGCGUAUUUAGUUUAAAAAAACAUGGCUGUAAAAUCGGUCGAAUCGGGAGCACUGAGGAGAUCCCUUCGUCCCAUUCUCUUGUCAUCUUGGAUUGUUGGCGUGCCAAACGUCAGUUGGAAAUAUACUUAUCGCAUUUUAUACUCUUCGGGUAGUUUGAUUAUUUUCCUAUCGAUGUUCUCGAUAUCGAUCCACGACCGGUUGGCGAUGGUUGUGGAUUACAGCGGUUCCUUUGUUGCGUUUUACAUCAUAGCUUACGGCGUUGCAUUCGGUGCUUGCGUAGGAACGAAUAUUUUCUGGGUGGCAGCCGGCGCCAAGGCGCUGGACGACGCGAUAAACGAAACGGCAAGGUUGGACGUGAAAUUGAAAAAUUUAGGUGUUAAUAUUGAAAAUCACGUCGUAUUUCGCCGGCAGAUUGUACUGCUCUUAUUGUUUCUCGGUUCGUCGUUCGCAGCUAUUGUUCUCACCGAAUUGAUAACAGAAUCGAUGGGUUCGAACGUGGGUAAACCGUUUUACAUGAUAUUAUGCAGUGUGGCGAGUAAAUGUCUACCUGGUAUAAUUCUCCUGAUCGGCGAGAUUGUUCUUUCGACGAUAAUGUUUACACUUUAUCAAAGAUUUUUAUGGAUAAAUAAACUUUUGAAAAAUAUAUCGAGGAAUCAAGAAUUCUUGAACGACGAAGGAAUUUCGCGUGUCGUUUCCGCAGCGAGGGACACCGAAGAGGCAUUCCGUGUAACGAAGUUCGAUUUUGAAAUUUUCAGACAGAUGGGAUAAAUCGAACGUGGCUCACUUGAAAUUGCAUUGCAGGUCGGGCAGGAUU
Messenger RNA from Athalia rosae (coleseed sawfly), 6852 nucleotides. Its product is annotated as putative gustatory receptor 28a. The record is from RefSeq and is a predicted model, not a curated record. Gene Ontology annotation, biological process: sensory perception of taste. The coding region runs from base 2766 to 3959 and encodes 397 amino acids. Gene Ontology annotation, cellular component: membrane; dendrite; axon. NCBI's taxonomy places the organism in Eukaryota, Metazoa, Arthropoda, Insecta, Hymenoptera, Athaliidae. The transcript is spliced from 8 exons.